CUUAGUUUUAUUAUCAAGCAUGAGUUAAAAACUGCUUAUAAAAUUUUUUGUAACUUAUGUUAUCGGCUUUCAACAUUUAAAAAUAUAAUUUUUUAAAUGUUUUACAAAUUUGGGUUGUUUUUUACCAUUACUAUUAUCAAUAUUACAACGUUUAUAGAAGGAAGAUUAAAACGAAAUCCAAUGGUGUGUUCAGAAGAUUGGGGAUACAAUGAUUUUCAUGCUGUGCCUCCAUCUUUAUGGGGAACAAUUUAUCCUACAUGUAAUGGAAAAAAUCAAUCUCCAAUUGAUAUAAAGCUUUUCAAAGCUUUACGUGCAGACGUUGUGAAUAAAAUUAGUCACAAUUACUGGAAUUACCCGAAACUACACCAAGAGUAUUCUUUUUCAAAUAAUGGAAAAGCUUUAGUAAUUAAUUUUCCUGGUGAUCAUUUAUAUCGUUUAUUAAAAGGCAAUCAGUGGUUUAUUCCUGUUAAAGCACUUUUUCAUUUUGGAUCUUUUAAAAACAAUGGUUCUGAGCAUUCUAUUGACAAAAAAUUUUUCCAAGCUGAGGUUCAAUUGGUUCACCAAAGUAACAGCACUAAUCGCUUUUUAAUUAUUGCAGUACUAGCGGAAUUUGAUGAUAAAAAGUCAUCAUUUCUAACAGAAUUAUUUGCAAGAAAUGCAGAUGCUGUCAGCAAUCCGAGAAAGACUAACCAUAUCUGGAUAGAAGCUUUUCCAUUAAGUUAUUUUCUACCGAUAGACUCACAGGCUCAAUACAUUAACUACAAAGGUUCACUCACAACACCUCCUUGUCAUAAUGUUGAUUGGAUUGUUUAUAUAAAACCUGCGUUAAAAAUAACCAAAGAAGCGUUAAAUAAACUUGAAAAAGCUCAAAACUGUUGGAACCAACCGCUAGCUGAGAAUAUUAGACCUCUUCAACCAGAAAAUAAAAGAAAGUUUUAUCUCGUUUAAUGUUAUCUGGCUUUUAUAAGUCGAAAAUUUUCUAAAAUAUAUUUGUUUUAUUACUUGAAUUAUUUUUCUUGGUGUAUUUAGAAUUUGAAUAUGGUAUAAAAGUAUAAA
Hydra vulgaris (swiftwater hydra) is the source of this 1056-nucleotide messenger RNA. Its product is annotated as carbonic anhydrase 1. Gene Ontology annotation, molecular function: carbonate dehydratase activity; zinc ion binding. NCBI's taxonomy places the organism in Eukaryota, Metazoa, Cnidaria, Hydrozoa, Anthoathecata, Hydridae. The record is from RefSeq and is a predicted model, not a curated record.